Porites evermanni is the source of this 1092-nucleotide messenger RNA. NCBI's taxonomy places the organism in Eukaryota, Metazoa, Cnidaria, Anthozoa, Scleractinia, Poritidae. The record is from the annotation of a GenBank genome assembly.
AUGGACUUAGGUAAAUGUUGCGCUGUCGUAGCAUUUCUUGCCGCGCUUUAUUUCCCUUCAAUUACUCAACAAAAACCGGCUCGAAUCCUCAUCAAACACAACAAAACAGAAGAUAUCUUCGAGUUGAACAAAGCUGUUCUGGAGGAACUGUGGCAGUUGCAACGACCGAUUCGCGUCAUAGCUGUUGUGGGAGAUGCUAGAAUUGGAAAAUCUACCACUCUCAACGUAAUAAGUCACAUAUGGUCCGAAGUCAAUCACAGCCAUGUCGCAGAAAUCUUCAAAACAGGCGAUACACUGAAAGCUGUCACGCGUGACGUGUGGUGCAACAUCAUACAUCCACAAGACAAGGAAGGAGGAAGCGUUGUGCUACUUGACGUUGAAGGCACAAAUUUGGGCGAUGACGCCGUUACAACUCAUUUGAGCAUGUUUACAGCCUUGGUUUCCUCUGGCCUGAACGUUUUUGUCCGCGAGGUGUUUCAAAACAACAAUCUACACUUUUUGUUCCACAUGUCACGCUUGAGUGACGAGAUUUCCCCUAACAUUACUAUCGAAAACUUUCCCAAACUUCAGGUGGUUAUUAGAGGUGCACUGGGUGAUCCUGACGGGGGCAAAACGAUCGAAGAUUACACAAAGGAUUGCAUCGUGGAACCUUCCUUCCAGGAGAGCAUGAAAGAAGAGAGAAAAGCCAUCGCAAAGCACUUCCCGAGGAACCAAAUUACAGUAAGUCAGAUUCCGCAAGUGGAACGUGAUCUUUUCAAAGAUUUCAAUAAAUUACGGAAGAGUGACUACUGGCAAGAAAUGAAGCGACUGGUUGAAAAACUCAAAACGUUUCCCAUCAAAAAGACCUUAGGAGGAAAUCUUAUGGACGGACAAGGAUUAGUAGAAUUGGCCAUUCAUCUUAAUGAUACGAUGAAUGCGGACUCGUGGCUGGACUUUGCGAAUGAUUAUGUUGCGUUGGAGAAACAGGAGAAAAAUAUCUGUAAGAGAAGCCGCGUGAAAAUAAGGGAGCCACUUUUUGCAUUGCCAACAGCAGACGAAAUCAGUAGAAGCAAGAAUAGAAGACGCUUUAAGGAACUUUUCAAUGGAUUGUGA